Molecule: messenger RNA, 1179 nt
Organism: Alternaria incomplexa
Lineage: Eukaryota; Fungi; Ascomycota; Dothideomycetes; Pleosporales; Pleosporaceae
Gene: MDM10
Product: Mitochondrial distribution and morphology protein 10
Exons: 3
Coding region: 1-1179 (392 amino acids)
Biological process (GO): protein insertion into mitochondrial outer membrane; phospholipid transport; mitochondrial outer membrane translocase complex assembly
Cellular component (GO): SAM complex; ERMES complex
Source: RefSeq, a predicted model, not a curated record
AUGUUGGAUUUCAUGGAUAGCGUGCAGCAUGCAUUCUACGAGGCAUCGGGCUGGAACGUCGACAAUUCCUAUGGCGCAUUGAACGCGUCCGCACGAGCAUUGCUAGACUUUGAUAUACCCCGUGGGCUGCGCAUGCAAAUAUCCUCUCUCGCCGCCCCCAAUUUCGCAACCUCGUACACCCUAGGCAGCGUGGGGGUAGUCGACGGCUCAGUAUCCUACCUGUACUCGUCGCUGCCACUACGGAAGGACUUUAGGACGUCCCACAUCGACCUCCACAACGUGAUACGAGGCUACAAGCAUGUGCAAGAGUUGCGGAGACCGGACGAGAAGUGGUCAUGGGAAGUUUGGCAUGCUGGCCGCCGGAUAGACCGCAAGAACACCCUGUUGUAUGGGCGCAUAUUCCUACCACAGCAGAGGCUCGAAGCCCUGUACCUCCGCCGCCUCACUCCUACGCGACAGCUGAGGAUCGCCGCCGUGAGCGACUCCAAUCUCAACAACGGCGGGACGAUCCUGACGCUACUGCAAAAUGACUUCGGCAAAUACAGCACGGAAUACAUGUACAGCACAGACUCGGCGUUGAUGGGCGUCCGGGGUCUCUACAACUUUGGUCCAGGCCCCAGAGUUGCGCCCGCAGAACCCGUUGCUGCAGAGCAGGUGGAUCCUGUGCAUGGUCGCUUCAGCGCAGGCGCAGAGCUGUACUAUGGCAUACUCAACAAGAGCGGGGGAAUCAGCACAGGGGUGAGGUUCGCCACCCUACCCAACCAUGCGGGUUUCCCGUAUACCAUGACGCUCACGCUCAACCCGUUGAUGGGAAAUCUCUCUUCCACGUAUGCUGUCAAGGCCGGCCCUAACUUGGCCCUGUCCUCCCGCUUCGACUUCAACUUCUACUCCUAUGAAAGUGAGCUGCAGCUCGGGUGUGAACUCUGGCGUCUACGCAGCACGACCGACGUAGAUUGGGCGGUCAAGAAGUUGCGUCCAGAUUGGAAACGCCCAACAACUUCUGCAGAUGACGAUGUAUCCGGCGUGCUGAAGGCUAGAGUCGAUCAGGAUUGGCAUAUCGGAGUAUUGUGGGAGGGCAGAAUCAAGGAGCUGCUGUUUACUCUUGGUGCGAGUCUGGACCUGAAGAAGAGAGAGCAAAUGGUCCGUUCUGUGGGUGUUGAGCUGCAGUACUCCUCAUGA